AAUCGGCCAUUGCUAUUGCUUCGUACUCGGCGGUGUCACAUUUUUCAUAUUUCUUUGUUAUCGCUAUAGGAAGCAACAAUGCUAGGGAAUUAGUAAUUGUAGAUUAUUUAAACCACAUUGUUAUUGAUAUAAGAGAAUCAAUAUGUUUGGACUCUUUCUCUCCAUAUUAAGCUGGGUAGGGCUCAGCCCCGUCCCUUUUCUUGCCAAUAUAUUAAAUACAACUGAGCCAGCUCUGAGGCUAUUAAUAUCAAUUUUAUUGGGUUAUCCUUUGGGUAUUAUUUACCAUAAAUAUGUACGAAAAUACCCUGAAUAUAGGAACCUGUAUUUUGUUAUUACUGGUGCAGACAUAGCAUUGUACAACUUUGGAAAAGCUAUAAUACACAACACUGUACCAGCACUCAUGAUAUAUUUUACAACAUCUAUGUUUGGACCCGGCAAACUGAAUGUGAUUAUAUCAUUUGUUUUCAACAUGACAUAUCUCAUUGUUGGUUACAUAAUGACAGAAUCAGAGAAUUAUGAUAUCACAUGGACAAUGCCUCACUGUGUAUUAACUUUGAAGCUCAUUGCCUUGUCUUUUGAUCUAUGGGAUGGGCAAAAACUCUUAAAAGGCGCAGAAUUAUCAGAAAAUAGUAAAAAAACAGCACUCCGUGAAACACCUUCAUUGUUGGAACUUAUUGGAUUUGUGUAUUUCCCAGCUUGUUUUCUUGUUGGACCUAUAUUCUCGUUUAAGAGAUAUUCUGACUUUUUGUCUGAAAGAUUCCCAUUUGAUAAGGAAAUAGUGAAUACAAAACAUAUUUACGAGACCAAAGCUAUGAAGAGGCUAAUACAGGGCAUAGCAUACUUGGCCGCAUUUCAAGUUGGAGGGUCUGUCUUUAAUGUGAAAUACAUGUUAUCCGAUGAGUUUUGGGAGACGUCUAUAUUUUACAGACACUUUUAUUGUGGUUUGUGGGCCCAUUUUGCUCUCUACAAAUACAUCUCCUGUUGGCUGCUAACUGAAGCAUCCUGCAUCAGAAUUGGUAUUUCAUAUAACCGUGCGGAUGAAACACCAGGUAAGUUAUCUAACUGGGACGGCUGUAGCAACAUCAAAUUGCUGUGCUUUGAAGGUGCAACGAAAUUUCAACAUUAUAUUGAUAGCUUCAAUUGUAAUACAAAUCAUUUUGCUGCCGAGUACAUAUAUAAACGUCUCAAGUUCUUAGGUAACCGUAAUCUGAGUCAACUGUUCACUCUGUUCUUCUUAGCGCUGUGGCAUGGUACUAGAUCAGGAUAUUAUGUUACCUUCUUCAACGAAUUCAUUAUUAUUUACAUGGAAAAAGAAUUUGAAAGUAUUAUAAGUAAAACUGCGAUUUAUCAUGAAAUGUGGCAGAAUAAAUUUGCUAGAUACAUUUUAUAUGUCAUUCUGAAGAUAUACACAAUAGUGUUUAUGGGUUGGAGCUUGGUACCCUUUGAUGUGAAAGUAAUAUCAAAAUGGUGGUCCAUAUAUUCCAGCCUCUAUUUUUCUGGUUUUAUAAUUUUCUUGCCAUGGGGUUUUGCUUAUAAACCCCUACUCAUAUGGUCUCUAAAAUAUUUUAAUGUAAGAAAAGUAACUAAAAAUGAAUAAAUAUUAAUGUUGAUAAAGUACCAAAUAUUAAAAAAGUAUAUAAAUUGUCUAUUUAAAUGUACAAGAGUUAUUUUGCUCUGUUUGAUAUAUUAGGUAUACCGGUAUGAAAUUAGCGUUUUUUUGUGAAAAUAAAUCACUAAUUAUUAAUGGGAAAGUAAAAAACAUUUUAUUCAAAGUAUUGGCCAAAGUAUUCACCAUAUGCCUCGACAAGCAUUCGAUGCGACCUUGCAGCACUUUUCUUCAAAUGAAAACAAAAAAUUAAUGCUUUCCUCAAAUCAUCACUUUCUGGUACAAAAUUUGACAUUUUUAACACGAUGAAAAAAUAUGAUGAUGUCUGUUCAAUGACUUGAUGUAGACUAAAUAUGUUUCACAGAUGUCAUAGCAAACAAACAAAAAAAAAUAAAGGCUCGUUCUAAACAAAUGUUCCUUAUCUAGACAUUUGUAUCUUGACGCUCACUUCAUACCGGUAUACCUGGUACAUAAUGUGAUAAUACAAUGUUUAAUGAUGAACAUGAAAAAAUUAUGCACUACUGAAAAUCUUUAUUGUUUGUUAUAUUUUUUUUAAAUGUUAAAAAACAUAUGUCGUUUUUUCGGUUAGUUUUUUUUUGUAUUGGUAUUAAAAAUGUUGUACCACGUUUUAAUUUUGGUAGUGACAUUAAAAAAUUGUUCUUAAUCAUUAAUGAAUUUGAUAAAUCAAAAUAGGUUGUAAUUCUGUUAUCGUACAAUUAAAUGCAAAUUAAUGGAGUCUUUUUUUUGUGACUGAGUAGUCACUGUUUGCCUUGAAGAGGCAUUUACAGCUUCACCGGGCUUGAGGUGGCCCAGCGCAAAUGCCGUGAAUUAGGCUUAGCCUGAUCCUCGUUUAAGAGUAACAAGACUCGAGGGCUCCCUCAAGAGCCUCGACUCGGGCUGUUACUUCGUUAUAGUUACUAGAUUCAAGGGUGUCCGAUAGGGCCGAACCUCGGCUUGAUCGGUUGCUAUUAUCGGAUAGCUAUAAAUACAUCUAACAUUACUAUCACUUCGGAAAGCGUUAUCGUUGGGAGAAGAAGUGGCGGAAGAAACUCCAGCAACGCUUCUAUUAUUAAUAGGAGAAAAUCUUCCUGCUAUGAGGCCGUAUCGCGAGAAUGAUGUCCGCAGCCGACAGCGACUGCGGCGUUUGAUCUGUCUGUGUUGUUUUACCUUAGCUCGAGCGAUAGGGAUUGGAUCGUCUUGUAAGUCAAGGAUGUUCCUAGGUCUACGAUGAUCCCGACGGAAUUUACCGAGUGCGAUUGGUUUGUAAGUGGCGGCACUUACAACUAGUGGAUUAGGAUGGCCGACGGCAGAGUCAAAAUAACGACGCGACGCUAACUUCAGGUGUUGGGCAAGUCCAAGUCUAUAUGAAGAUCACUGUUGCGCAUGUACCACGGGGCUCCCGUGGCUCUACGCAUGAAUCUAUUCUGAAUCACCUGAAGUCGAUGUAUUUGUUUCGGGGAUAUGUGCGCAAAUACCGGGCUAGCAAUAAUGGAGUCAUUUUUGUAGUAUUUCAUAGUGUUUUAUGGUUCUUUUUUAUGUUUUUUUUUUUAUUACAUGUAAUAAGAAAUAUAAAAGGAUAGUUGCAAAAAUAAAGGAAAAUUUUAAAUUCAUUUUUUAGCAUAAUAAUCUUCACAGUCAUCUAAAGUUUAUAUCUAGAAAUAUAUAUCAGUUAAAAUGUAAUUACAAAAACAUGCAAAUGAAAUUUGGAACACCAUUGUGUGCACCAUAAAAUGCUUUAUAGAUAUUUAAUUACUAAACAUAAAAGUUCAUAUAAGCAUUUUAAAUAAAUAGUUGUUUGUAGCUAAAACGUAGGCAUUUUCCUCGAUGAUGCAUCAGUGAUUUCAGACCUUUUAGCAUAUUUUGGUAGCUUCUGAUUGUAUGCAUAUUAA
Papilio xuthus (Asian swallowtail) is the source of this 3495-nucleotide messenger RNA. RefSeq names its product lysophosphatidylcholine acyltransferase 3 protein nessy (gene nes). Gene Ontology annotation, molecular function: 1-acylglycerophosphocholine O-acyltransferase activity; lysophospholipid acyltransferase activity. Gene Ontology annotation, cellular component: membrane. Gene Ontology annotation, biological process: lipid modification; phosphatidylcholine biosynthetic process. The record is from RefSeq and is a predicted model, not a curated record. NCBI's taxonomy places the organism in Eukaryota, Metazoa, Arthropoda, Insecta, Lepidoptera, Papilionidae. The transcript has 4 exons. The coding region runs from base 143 to 1597 and encodes 484 amino acids.